Dentiscutata erythropus is the source of this 238-nucleotide messenger RNA. The record is from the annotation of a GenBank genome assembly. NCBI's taxonomy places the organism in Eukaryota, Fungi, Glomeromycota, Glomeromycetes, Diversisporales, Gigasporaceae.
AUGGAAAGAUUUUAUGAGCAACAAUUACUUAAUAUUGCACAUAAAUGUCCUGGUUAUUUACAAAAUGCAAGAAGGUUUUUAUGUACUGAGUGGAAAACUGUAGAUGCAAACUUGAUUCAAAAAACUGAAGUAGAAAAUAAAUUCUUGGUGUCAAGCACAAGGCAAAACAGUCUUUUCUACACUGUAAACACUGCGAUUGAAACAUGUACAUGUUUAAUUGGCAUAAAUGGUGCACCUU